Dovyalis caffra is the source of this 564-nucleotide messenger RNA. Lineage: Eukaryota; Viridiplantae; Streptophyta; Magnoliopsida; Malpighiales; Salicaceae. The record is from the annotation of a GenBank genome assembly.
AUGGACCGUGAGGUUGAUAUGGCAAGAGCUUUGCCUCCUAGUCGAGGACGAAUGGUUCUCUACAGGGACAAAGGAAAUUGUCCAUCAGACGACAUGAAGAAAGUGCCCCCACAACAUGCUGCCAAGCUGCCAGCCAAGGCAGUUACUAGGAUGGGUCUUAUUCCAGCUUCCCCACAAGCAAUCAUGCAGCCCCGUGUACAAAACAACCGUGCCGUGACCUUUGAACAGAUAAUAAGGUUUGGCCUGUUCCAUCCUAACUUAAUAGAAGCAACUUAUCGUGCAUUUAGAGCAAAACUGAGUCCAGUACUGUAUUCAGCACAGGCAAUGAGACAGCAACAACAACAUGCAAAACAAGGCAACAAAUCAGAACCUUUAUCUAGAAUGAAAUCAAUGCAAAGGUCACAAAUGGUGUCUAGCAUGCAUCUGAAUUCAUUAGCAUCAAGACUUGGAACUAGAUUAGGUAGAGUGCUAAAACUUCUGCUCGAAGCUCUUGAAAAAAGAGUAGGCAAUAGCUUUGAUCCAUCCCAUACAACUGUUAAGUUACAAUUACAGCAUAGCUUAUAA